This is a messenger RNA of Onychomys torridus (southern grasshopper mouse), 2206 nucleotides long. RefSeq names its product transmembrane serine protease 5 (gene Tmprss5). Gene Ontology annotation, biological process: proteolysis. The transcript is spliced from 14 exons. Gene Ontology annotation, cellular component: plasma membrane. Gene Ontology annotation, molecular function: serine-type endopeptidase activity. The record is from RefSeq and is a predicted model, not a curated record. Bases 276 to 1613 code for a protein of 445 amino acids. NCBI's taxonomy places the organism in Eukaryota, Metazoa, Chordata, Mammalia, Rodentia, Cricetidae.
GGGAGACAUCAUCCUCCAACCAUGCUGGCUGGGGUGUUGACUCAAUCCAGACAUGAGGACAGACGCCGUGCCCUGCCCAGCAGACCUUACAGCUUUACAUCAAUGCAACUGAGUCACACGCAUCCUUUGCCUGGACCACACAAUACCUGAUAAAAUCACAUCAGCUCCAGUCCUACUCACCCAGGAGGACAUUGCCUUGGAGACUGCCCCGCCCCGUCUCCCCCUAGAAGCCUUCAUUGAUCUUGUUGAGUCCAAUACUGGAUGACCAAGGCCCAAUGGAGUUUCAGUGCACAGAAGAGGAUCCUGGACCUGGGAUACUCAGACCGGAUUUGGGAGACCAGCGACAACCCAUCACUCAGUCCCAGCACUGGUGCUGUCUGCAACGUGGCUGUGCGGUACUGGGAGCCCUGGGGCUGCUGGCUGGAGCCGGUGUCGGCUCAUGGCUCCUAGUACUGUAUCUAUGGCCGGCUGCCUCUCCACCCAUCUCUGGGACCUUGCAGGAGGAGGAGAUGACUCUGAACUGUCCAGGAAUCAGCAAUGAGGAAGAGCUUCUCCCAUCUCUUCCCAAAACAGUAUCUUUCAGAAUAAAUGGUGAGGAUCUCCUGCUUGAAGUGCAAGUAAAGGCUCAGCCAAACUGGCUCCUGGUGUGCGACGAGGGCUGGACCCCCGCCCUGGGGAUGCGCGUUUGCCAGAGUCUCGGGCACCUCAGGCUCACUCAGCAAAAGGCAGUGAAUCUGUCUGACAUCAAGCUCACCAGAUACCAGGAGUUUGCUCAGCUGUCAGCUAGACUGGGAGGCCUCCUACAGGAGGCAUGGCAGCCCAGCUCUAACUGUCCUUCUGGCCGGAUUGUUUCUCUCAAAUGUUCUGAGUGUGGGGCAAGGCCUCUGGCGUCUCGGAUAGUUGGUGGUCAAGCUGUGGCUUCUGGGCGCUGGCCAUGGCAAGUGAGUGUGAUGCUUGGCUCCCGGCACACGUGCGGGGGCUCUGUGCUGGCACCCCACUGGGUAGUGACUGCUGCCCACUGCAUGUACAGUUUCAGACUGUCCCGCCUGUCCAGCUGGCGGGUUCAUGCAGGGUUGGUCAGCCACAGUGCUAUCCGACAACACCAGGGAACUAUGGUGGAGAAGAUCAUUCCCCACCCUUUGUACAGCGCCCAGAACCAUGACUAUGAUGUGGCCCUCCUGCAGCUCCGGACUCCACUCAACUUCUCAGACACCGUGGGCGCUGUGUGCUUGCCAGCCAAGGAGCAACACUUUCCAAGAGGGUCGCAGUGUUGGGUGUCUGGCUGGGGCCACACCGACCCCAGCCACACUCAUAACUCAGACAUGCUGCAGGACACAGUGGUACCCCUGCUCAGCACCCACCUCUGCAAUAGCUCAUGCAUGUACAGUGGGGCACUCACACACCGUAUGCUGUGUGCCGGCUACCUGGACGGAAGGGCAGAUGCAUGUCAGGGGGACAGCGGAGGACCCCUAGUGUGUCCCAGUGGUGACAUGUGGCACCUCGUAGGGGUGGUCAGCUGGGGUCGUGGCUGUGCAGAGCCCAAUCACCCAGGCGUCUAUGCCAAGGUAGCAGAGUUCCUGGACUGGAUCCACGACACUGUGCGGGUCCGCUAGCUACAGGAGAAGCAGCUGCAGCCUCGGAUGCAGAACUGUGGGUCUCCCAUGGAUCAUCCCAGUCGGAGGGCCAGCAGCUGUGUCACUGGACCUUUCUCCUAAGGCUCUGAUUUCCAGUUCCUCUUUCUCAUUGGAGAGCCUCCACAUCAGGAAAGAGGCUGGAACUGGAUUGGGAAUGAUGGGGAGAGGAAGGGGUAAGAGGAGAAGGGACAGAAGAGGCUUCUGGAAGCAUCUGGGAGACUUCUUCUGCCCUCCCUGGACUCCAUGUGCAUCUAUUGGGAGGAUGCUGGAGGUGCCCCAAACCUGCUUUCUCCUGGAGCCUCAGGAGGGCUAAGUCCAACUCUAGAGAAUACUCUAUCUCCAGGGUUCCUGGGCAGAUAAGGUCAAGGUUGGACUAGCUCAGGUAAAAACAAGGAAGUCAGGAUCCUCCCCCCUACCCCACUGGUCCUGUUCUGAGCUAACUCUAGUAGCCCUGCAUGAGGCAGGAGUCUAUAAUGCAAGAAAGAUGGAACUGGGCUAGGAUGCCAUUUUUCAAAUAACAGUUCUGGGAAUUGAUUAAAAGAGUUUUGUUAUUAAAUGGAAAUUGUAUAUAA